AUGAGCACACCACAUGUCUGCUUUGCGGACGAACUGCAGCCAUCGGCGGAGCCGGAGGAGCGCAAUGGCAACUACAACAACAACAAUGCAGCUGGAAGUUGCACCAAAAAAUGGCUGCUGGAACUGGAGCCCACCACAUCAGGCUCAUCCCUGGGCGGUCACUCGCCCUGCAGCAGUUUGAGCAUCUCGCCAACGCCUCGAUAUGAACGCAAUAUGGGCUUCUUUCAGCAGCUGAGCCGACGCUUUGGCCUGAGGUCAAGUGAUGACCUAGUUCAGGUUGGGCAGGGCAGCCUUCCAGCCGCCUGCCAGCAGGAGGAGGAUGCAAAUAGUUCAUCGACCGAUUCGUAUUCAUCGUCGGUGACAGCGGGACGUGGUUUGGCAGCGGCACGUCUGGAUUUAAUGUCCUGUGCCUCGAGUGAAACCAGCAGCACCAUAGACAUUGAAGAGCAGCAACUUGAGCAGCAGCAGCAGCAGUUGCAGCUGCAAGAGAAACAUCAACAGCAACAGCAACAACAACUGCAACAUGGCAAACGUAAAUCGUUGAGCCGCACGAGCUUUUCACGAUUGCAUCGCCGGUCAACUUCAUCGCUGCGACGCGCCUUCGAGAGUCUCUCGCUGACCUCACGCUCGCUCUCCUGCAGCGGUCCCUCACCACCACCACCAGCACCAGCACCACCACAAUCAGCAGCACCACUUAACCAGGCAACUGGCACAUCGUUGCCAUUGAAAUCGGCACUGAAAUCGGCAUCGACAGUCGAGCUGCAUCAACGACAUAGAUUGGCCUCCAAAUCAAGCAGCAGCUGCAGCGCCUGCUCCACAUCAACCUGCUCCUCAACGACCUCCACUUCGAACACCACAACAACAACAACAACAACAACAACAACAAAGAGCAAAUCAAAGCCGCCACCACAACGCAUUCUACGUCAGCCCGUCUCCUAUACAUAUCUUAAGGGCAUGUCCGGUCUGCCGACUCAACGUGUGCCUCGCAGCUCCGUUUGUUGUCAAUACGCCAGACGCUAG
This is a messenger RNA of Drosophila innubila, 1020 nucleotides long. RefSeq lists its product as uncharacterized. Lineage: Eukaryota; Metazoa; Arthropoda; Insecta; Diptera; Drosophilidae. The transcript has a single exon. The record is from RefSeq and is a predicted model, not a curated record. Bases 1 to 1020 code for a protein of 339 amino acids.